Molecule: messenger RNA, 738 nt
Organism: Aspergillus bombycis
Lineage: Eukaryota; Fungi; Ascomycota; Eurotiomycetes; Eurotiales; Aspergillaceae
Exons: 2
Coding region: 1-738 (245 amino acids)
Source: RefSeq, a predicted model, not a curated record
AUGGAGCCCUCUGCCAACCAGUCAACAUCAAUCGAGUCCUCAAACCCCCCGAGCGUCGAGCAUGCCUACAAACGCAAAUGCGUCGCUCUAAAGAAGCGCUUAAAUGAGAUCGAAAAAGAGAACGAUCUCAUGCGCGUCCGUAACCGCCGCGGCUGGCAAUACAUCCACAAGAUGCGUCUCGAGUCAUGCAUUCUGCUCGAGCGUCUAGCUAAGGUCACCGGCAUGGCAGAGGAGGCCCAAGCAGGCGUCAACCCGGAGCUACGGGCCCGCGCCGCGGCAAUGAUGUCCAAUGCGGCGGUUCUGGAUCCCGGUGACAAGGAGGGUGGUGGUGCGUAUUUUGCGGAUGAUACGGAGGGGAGCUCGGAUGAACAGCCACCUACUCCCCAAGAACGGCCCCUCCGUGUGAAACGAUCCCGGAAAUCAAAUGUCGGCGACGGUGCGGAUGAUGAUGCUGCCCCUUCUGCUAACAAUGCGCCUGAGUCUUCGUCCGCUGCUGGAUCAGCCUCGCUUCCGCGGUUAGCGCCUGCCCCGUCGCAGGAGGACAUGACUUCUUCGUUCCGCAUCCAGGCGGGCAACGGCUCGGCACAAGAUAAAGAGAAUAAUACCGGCUCUGGAAGUGACCGUGGCGGUAGCCAGAACCCGGAGUCCGGGUCAAGAGAGCCUGGUCAAGGAGAGGUCUCUGUGGAACCGACGACGCCUAUGGACAUGGAUACUAAGGAGCCGAAGGAGGACAGUUAG